UGGCAGCGACCAGCCGAGCCGGGGGUCCUGAAACAAUGACACUGUUUAUUCUGUGUGCACUGUUGCUGAAGGCUCCACCUGUCCAUGCAGCAACAAAAGGGGUGACUGCCAGCUUAAAUGCUAAGUGGCCAGCCACACCACUUCUGCUGGAGACCAGUGAGUUCAUCGCAGAAGACGGUGAUGAAAAAUUCUGGCAGUUUGUGGACACUGUAAGAGAAUUGACAAUAUAUAGGAAAGCAGAUUCGGGAAGUUCUUAUUACAGCUUGUUACUGAAGAAAGCUGCCCAGUUUGUCACAGAUCUUCAGAUUAAUCUGCUGAAGUUUGCUCUUGCUUUGAGAGUCUAUUCUCCAGCUGUACAGAUGUUCCAGCAGAUUGCAGCUGAUGAACCACCACCCCAAGGUUGCACUGCCUUUGUGGCCAUCCAUGGGAAACACACCUGCAGUGCUAAUGAGGUCAAGAAACUCUUGAAGAAGGCAGCCAGCAGACCCAAGCCAUACUUGUACAAGAGUGACCAUACAUUUCCUGGGAUUAAUGGGGGAGAUCCCCCAGUUGUCAUCCUUUAUGCUGAGCUUGGUACAAACUCAUUUAAUAACUUCCACAAGGUGUUGUCUGAGAAAGCUGAGAAUGGAGACAUUGUCUAUGUGUUACGCCACUUUGUUGCAUCUUCCAGUUCGGGUAAAAUGCAUUUGUCAGGAUAUGGCGUUGAGCUUGCUAUUAAAAGUACAGAGUAUAGAGCUGUGGAUGACACCCAAGUGAAAGAUACAAACAUGACUGUGCUUGAGGUUGGCGAGGAUGGUGAUGAAGUCCAAGGUUUUCUUUUUGAGAAUUUAAAGAAAAUGCAUCCCGAUAUGAAGGAAGAACUUGGAGAGCUCAGAAAGCACCUCAUUGAGAGUACUAAUGACAUGGCUCCUCUGAAAGUCUGGGAACUUCAAGACCUUAGCUUCCAGGCCGCAACUCGGAUUACCUCGGCCCCAAAAUAUGAUGCUAUGAAGUUAAUGAGAGACAUAAGUCAAAAUUUUCCAACAAAAGCCAGAUCACUGACAAAAACUGUCGUAAACCAAGAAAUGAGAAAAGAAAUUGAGGAAAAUCAAAAGCACCUCACAGAAAGUUUGGGAAUUAACCCUGGCGAUGCAGCUUUAUUCAUUAAUGGACUUCAGAUUGAUUUAGACACUCAGAAUGCAUUCAGUGUUCUAGAUAUUAUACGGGGCGAAGGUAAGACCAUGGAGGGUCUUCAUAACCUUGGUAUCAAGAACAAUGAUCUAAGGAAACUGCUGAGGCUUGAUGUUCACCCAGCGGAGGGUAGCUUUGCUCUGGACAUUCGCCAUCCUGCAGUAAUGUGGGUUAAUGAUAUCGAAACAGACCACAUGUAUCAUUCCUGGCCGUCUAGUUGUCAGGAGCUUCUAAGGCAGACGUUUCCAGGUGUUAUACGCCAAAUCAGACGAAACUUUUUCAGUUUGGUGUUGUUCAUCCAUCCUGCUCAAGAAGAAACGGUUGAACUAGUUAAACUAGCUGAACUUUUCUACCAGCACAAGAUUCCUCUCAGGAUUGGGUUUGUAUUCGUUGUCAACACUGAUGAGAAAUGUGAUGGUAACAAGGACGCUGGCGUUGCCCUGUUUAGAGCCUUGAACUACAUAGCAGAGGAGUAUGACUUUGCACAGGCAUUUUCUUCCAUGGUUUCUAUAUACAAUAAAGUAAAUCAUGGAGAUGUGCUGACUGUGGACAGAGUGGUUGGGUUUCUGAAGAAGAAGUACCCUCGUGCUGAUGCUUUGAGAAUCAUUGGCUUGGAUUCCCAAUAUGAUGAUAAAAGGAAGGCAGGUGGGAUUUUCUAUAGGAAGAGUGGGCUGGGUGCUCUUCCACAGGCCUUGUUCAAUGGAGUUCCCUUCAGCAGUGAAGAAAUGGACCCUGAGGAGCUGGAGACCGUUCUUCUCCAACGCAUCGUGGAGGCCACAGGCUUCUUGCAGAGAUCCGUCUUCAUGGGUCAUUUGACUGAUGAAACAGAUGUGGUGGAGUAUCUGAUGGACCAGCCCAAUGUGGUUCCUCGUAUUAAUACACUGAUUCUGAGCUUAAAAAGGAGAUACCUGGAUCUCACCUCAAAACCAGCUAUACAAGACUGGCAUGACACUUCCACAUUCUCCUUCCUUGACUCCAGAGAUAAGACUGCCGUUAUUGCUGAAAAUAUGAAAUACCUCACUAAGAAUGGUGAGGAUGUAAUUUAUGCGGCGAGCAUCUGGAUUAUUGCUGAUUUUGACAUGCCCUCUGGGAGGAGACUGCUGUCUAAUGCAUUGAAACACAUGAAAAGCAGCAGCAAAACCCGUAUCGGGGUGAUGAGUAACCCAGUCGCCAAACCCACAGAAGAGAACACUGUGAUUGCAAGGGCUAUUAUGGCAGCCGUCCUCACACAGAAAAUAAAGGAGGCGUUUCAUUUCGUAAUGAAACUCAUCAAGGAAGAAAGCGUACAAGCACUUGCACAAGGAACUAAAAUGAAGGAUUUAGUCAUCCAGGGCAUGGAUAAUGACAGCUUUGAGAAGAAGCACAACACCCUGGGAGUGGAUUUCAUCAGUACUCAGCAGUUGUUCUGCCAAGACGUUGUCAAGCUGUUGCCUGGUCAGAUGGCUGUUGUGAUCAAUGGACAGAUUUUGGGGCCGCUUGAUGAAAAUGAAGAAUUUCAUGAAGAUGAUUUUCAUCUGUUGGAAAAGAUAACUUUGAGCCGUUCUGCAGAGAAGAUCAAAGUUAAAAUCAAGCAGAUGGGAAUGAAGGCAAAACAGGCCAGUGAUUUGGUUAUGAAAGUGGAUGCACUCUUGACAUCAGCGCCCAAGGGAGAAACCAGGAGAGAUGUCAGGUUUAUUAAAGAUGAACUGAGUGUAGUACAGCUACCACCUCGAGAAGAUGAAGUUUACUAUGAUGUUGUAGCGGUUGUGGAUCCACUCACCAGGGAGGCCCAGAAAGUGGCGCCUUUAUUGAUCGUACUUGGCCAAGUCAUCAAUAUGAAACUCCGGGUGUUUAUGAACUGCAAGCCCAAGCUUUCGGAGAGGCCUCUGAAGAGCUUUUAUCGCUAUGUUUUGGAGCCUGAUGUGACAUUUUUGGCCAACAACACCCUGUCUCCAGGGCCUGUAGCAAAGUUUCUAGAAAUGCCUGAAUCUCCUCUUCUCACGCUCAACAUGAUCACACCAGAGAGCUGGUUGGUGGAAGCUGUGCAAAGCUCACAUGACCUUGAUAACAUCCACCUGCAGGAGAUUGAUGGCAUUGUGAAAGCAGAAUACGAGCUGGAGUAUCUGCUGCUUGAAGGGCAUUGCUUCGAUGUGACAAGUGGGCAGCCACCUCGUGGGUUACAGUUUACUCUGGGAGUCAAAAUUGCCCCCCUUAUACAAGAUACCAUAGUGAUGGCCAAUCUGGGCUAUUUUCAAUUAAAAGCAAAUCCUGGUGCCUGGAUCUUAAGGUUACGUAAAGGAAGGUCAGAAGAUAUCUAUCAGAUAUUUGCUCAUGAUGGCACUGACUCACCUGCUGAUUCUGACAAUGUCAUUGUUGUGUUGAAUAGUUUCCACAGCAAAAUCAUCAAUGUAAAGGUGCAGAAAAGGGCAGAUAAAAUAAACGAAGAUUUGCUCAGUGAUGGAACAGAGGACAAAGGAUUAUGGGAGUCAAUUACAAGUUUCACAGGAGGAUCUUCUUCGGAUGAUGCCAAAAAGGAGAAAGCAGAUAUUCUGAACAUAUUCUCAGUUGCAUCGGGACAUUUGUAUGAGCGCUUUUUAAGAAUAAUGAUGCUUUCAGUUUUGCGACACACCAAAACGCCCGUCAAGUUCUGGUUCCUGAAAAACUACCUGUCACCAAUGUUUAAGGAAUCUAUUCCACACAUGGCCAAAGCGUAUGGCUUUCAGUAUGAGUUAGUGCAGUAUAAGUGGCCUCGCUGGCUCCAUCAUGAGACUGAGAAACAGAGGAUCAUCUGGGGACACAAGAUCCUGUUUUUAGAUGUGCUGUUCCCUCUGGCUGUGGAUAAAAUCAUCUUCGUGGAUGCUGAUCAGAUUGUGAGGGCUGACUUGAAGGAGCUGAGGGACCUAGAUCUGAAGGGCGCCCCAUACGGUUAUACCCCUUUCUGUGACAGUCGCAAGGAAAUGGACGGAUACCGCUUCUGGAAGUCGGGAUACUGGGCGUCUCAUCUAGCAAACCGGAAGUAUCACAUCAGUGCCUUGUACGUCGUUGACCUAAAGAAGUUCAGAAAGAUUGCUGCUGGAGACAGGCUCAGGGGUCAGUAUCAGACACUCAGCCAGGACCCAAACAGCCUGUCUAACCUGGAUCAGGACCUACCCAAUAACAUGAUCCACCAGGUGGCCAUCAAAUCUCUUCCACAGGAGUGGCUGUGGUGUGAAACCUGGUGUGAUGACAACUCCAAGAAGACUGCUAAAACUAUUGAUUUGUGCAAUAAUCCAAAGACGAAAGAGCCCAAACUGAAGGCGGCUAUGAGGAUAGUGCCAGAAUGGGUGGAGUAUGAUAAUGAGAUAAAGCACUUGUUGAAGCAGCUUGAAGAACAAAAAAAUAUACAGGUCAACCAGCACGCAAAGUCAAAAAGUAACAAAGGUGUCCAACGUGAUGAACUUUAGCAUUUGCAUUUAGAGUGUGGAAGGUGGAAGAACUGGAGCCAGCCUUUCUAUAACGCUUGAAGAUUUCCUCAGUGUACAGAGCCAGAGGCUAUACUGGUUACAGAUUACUGACAAGACAUUUUUAUACAAUUUUCUGAAUGAGUAUGUUGUAGGUUGAGCAAUACACACUUUCGAAGUAGUUUAAUUGUGUAUUUUCCCGGCCACAAUGUGACCACUGACUGCUUUUAUUCUGAACGUGCUUUGAAAGACACAGUUUUGUUUUUACAGAUGGCAAGUAGUUUACAUGUUUGCACUGAUGUAAAUAGCAGUUCAUUGCACCUGAAUUUCUGAUAGCAUUUCUGUUAACAACAACAGCAUGUUUCUUCUUACCAAAAGAAAACACUCAUGAGGAUCCAGCUCAGUUUGUAGUUAUUUUUUGUUUGUUUGUAAGCAGCAGGUAACAAACAAGAUUAUAUAUACAAGAAAAUACAGCAGAAAUAUUACAACCAGAUCAUAAAUAGAUGCGGUAAAGUGAUGUUGUAGUCUUGCAUAUCAAUGGAUACUAUUAAAAAUGCAAUAUUUAUGUUCCAGUUUCUGUAUUGUAACAGAAAAGAAAACAUGCCUGUUCAGAAGUGUUUUUGAGUUUCAGGUUAACUUGAUCCAAAUACAAGAAGAUAAAUUGGGGGAUGGGGGGCGAAGGGGGAGCAAUCCCUUCUCAAAUCAAAUCAUAUGGGGUUGACUACGUAGAAAAUGAAAUACUUUUUGAGAAACAAAAAACUUUUAGGAUUUUAGUUUUUUUUUAAUCAUUCAAUCUUUAUGGGCAGUGCGGUCAUCUGCAGGUAUUUCCUGAAAAAAAAUACAGCAGAUCUGGCAGGUUAUAUGCAUAACCACCUGCUGCUUCAGGUAGAAACGGAAGCCUGUCUUUUUAGUUCACAGUAUGGCAAAAAGGCUUUAGGGAGGUGGGGAGAGGUGAAACUACCUUUAGAGAGUGCCAUAGGUCUGUUCCAGGUUCUCAUUAAGUAGAAUACA
Molecule: messenger RNA, 5600 nt
Organism: Polyodon spathula (Mississippi paddlefish)
Lineage: Eukaryota; Metazoa; Chordata; Actinopteri; Acipenseriformes; Polyodontidae
Gene: uggt2
Product: UDP-glucose glycoprotein glucosyltransferase 2
Exons: 40
Coding region: 36-4592 (1518 amino acids)
Cellular component (GO): endoplasmic reticulum
Molecular function (GO): UDP-glucose:glycoprotein glucosyltransferase activity
Source: RefSeq, a predicted model, not a curated record